AAAAUUCGCAACACCGUCGAAAAUUACCCGUCGGCAAAUCAAGUUAGUGGUACGGGUAAAGCCUGUCUCUAGGCGGGACGGCAAACACCCAGGUACGUGGUACAGGGUGCAAAGGCUGAGGCGGGCACCUUUUCCGCGCAUGCGCGAGCAACAGUUGCCCGAAGCGAGCGGAGGCUGUGUCAUUCGCGCGCGGACCGCUCUAGCUAGCGGUCGUCUCUCGUGCCCGGAUCCAAAAGUUGUGUCUGUGAAUUGACUCGCCCGCGCGAGACACUACCGCUUUGUAUGGUGAUGUCUCACGGUUGUCGAGCCGGUUCAAAAACAUCGCGUCUGCAUUUCUUUCAUUUACCGGUCUCCUUAACAUUCAGUGUAUAGUUCAUAAUGACUAAUCAUACCACCUUCCUUCAUAGUAACAUUAAGUGUAGUGACAUUCUUGUAGGCUUAAUCGUAUCGUUAGUGACACAAGUGUAAAUAAGUGACUGUUCGGUGUAAGUUAGUUUAAGGACAAUGACAGCUGCUGCUGUUUAGGUUUAGGUUUAGUAAAGUUAGUGGUAAAGUGGCUGUUUGAGCGUUUGUUCAAGAUGUCUCAGCCGAUCAAACGUUCGCUCAGCAGUGAGGGCGGAGCCUCCAAGCGGGACUGGAAGAUGAGGCUCAGCCUGAGGAGCAGGAGUGGCCACAGUGUGGAGGCUCUCCGUGGGCGUCGGUGCGCGUCUCUGCGCUCAUCCGGGGCGCCCCCGCGGCCGGCCGAGGACUCCGGGCGGAGCACCCCCGCCGCCCCCGUGUCCCCGUCCCCCGCCUCCACGCCCGCCCCCAAGAAGUCCAACUGGGAAGUCAUUGAGCACUUCUCGUCGAGCCGCAGCCGCCGCAGUCCUACCUCGGCGGACGCGGAGGGCGGUCCAUCAACGUCGUCGCCCGCGCUGCCGCUGUGUCCCUCCGGCCGGCCCGAUGCGGAGGUGCUGCCGCUACUUACCGAUGACCCUGGCGGGGUGGUGGUGGCGGCGGGCGACGCGGCGGCCCUGAACCCUGAUGAGGAGCAGCCAGGCUGCUGCGCCAGGUUCCUGCAGUCGCUGCCUCAGCCCAUGCGAGUGCUGUUCGCCUCGCAUCGCUUCCCGAACCUACAUGUGGAGAUGUUGUACCAGCGCUACUUCCUUCGCAUGAACCAGACCAACAUGACGCAUCUCCUCGGCGUGCUGCUCGCCGUCGCACUCGCACUCAUCGUGAUGGAGGUCCAGACGCUGCUGAUCACCCAGAAACAGCUCGAGAACCUCAACAUCUCGGCUCUCUUGGAGAACUUCACCGAUCAGUUCGCUGGAAUGAGGAUCGAGGAGCAGGAGCUGCUGGUGCCCUCCUCCAUCACGUAUCCCCUCUUCGACAACUCGACCAGCCGCAGCUUCUUCCACCGCACCCAGCGAGUCGCCAGCAUCAUCAAGAUCAUCACCCUGGGCGUUACGGCUAUUGUUUACGCAUGCCUGCUGGCGUGCCUCAGCCGGCCCGCAAUGAACGAGAUCUACCUGCUGACGAUCAGCUACGUGGUGCUGGUGACGUUCCUGCUCAUCCAACUGUCGCUCGUGGCCACCGACAUCCUCAGGCUGCUCAGCAUCGGUGCCGGCGCAUGCGCUCUCUUCACCUACCUCACGUAUGCGACGUUGCCGCUCCGCCUGCACGAGGCAACCCUCGGCGGUCUCGUGCUGAUCCUCGUUGACCUCACCGCACACCUGAUCGUGGAAGGCGAGCCUGAUAUGGGACACUUGAUGCUGUGCAACCUGACGACGCUGAUCGUGUGCAACAUCGCCGGCAUGAUGACGCACCACCCGCGCGAGCUGGCGCAGCGCCGUGCCUUCCUCGAGACCAGGGACUGCGUGCAGGCGCGGCUCAUCACGCAGCGGGAGAACCAGCAGCAGGAGCGUCUGUUGCUGUCGGUGCUGCCUCGCCACGUUGCCAUGGAGAUGAAGGCCGACAUCGCCUCGCAGCCUCGCCAGGAGCAGUUCCACAAGAUCUACAUACAGCGCUACGAGAACGUCAGCAUUUUGUUCGCGGACAUCUGCGGGUUCACCUCUCUGUCGGACCAGUGCACCGCCGAGGAGCUGGUGCGCCUGCUCAACGAACUCUUCGCCAGAUUCGACCGUCUCGCCGCUGAACACCACUGCCUUCGCAUCAAGCUGCUCGGGGACUGCUACUACUGCGUGUCUGGACUGCCCGAGGCCCGGGACGACCACGCCAAGUGCUGCGUCGAAAUGGGCCUCGACAUGAUUGAUGCUAUUGCGCUGGUGCGUGAGGUGAUGGCGGUGAACGUGAACAUGCGCGUGGGCAUCCACACCGGGCGUGUGCACUGCGUGGUGCUCGGCCUGCGCAAGUGGCAGUUCGACGUGUGGUCCAAUGACGUCAUCCUGGCCAACUACAUGGAGAGCGGAGGCGUCGCCGGCCGCGUGCACAUCACCCGCGAGACGCUGAACUGCCUCGGAGACGACUACAAGGUGGAGCCCGGCCACGGGGGCCUCCGCAACUCGUACCUCAAGGACCACAACAUCGAGACCUUCCUCAUCGUGCCCGACGACGGCAGCCGAGUCGACAAGAAGCCCCACCACACGUUCUCGCUGUCCGGCAACGUGUCCAAGGAGAUGCGCGUCAUGGGGCACGGCUCGCAACAUGGCAAGCACUCCUCCAAGAUCGGCAUGGACACGGUAUCCGAACUGAAGAAGCCCGAGGACGAGGUGAACGACUACCUGAUGAAGGCCAUCGACGCGCGCUCUAUCGAACGCCUGCGCACAGAGCACUGCCGGCCCUUCAUCCUGACGUUCACCAAGGCUGAGGUGGAGCAGAAGUACGAGGUUGAGCCGGACCGCAUGCUCAAGGUGUACUUCUACUGCACACUCGUGCUGUACCUCGGCACCAUCAUCUCACAACUACUGGCUUUCAAUCUGACUCCUCUUUCACUCACGGCAAUGUUAUCUGGCGGACUCAUCAUCUCGGCAUUCUCGUUUGCGGUGUUCUGCGUUGACUACAAGUGGGCUCCAAAGAAGCUGGUUGCGAUCUCCCGUCGCAUUCACUCGAGCCGCAUGAUCGCGCAGUUCGUCUCGCUCUGUGUCAUCUUCAGCAUGAUCAUCGAGAUUGACACCGUCAUGUUCCAGGUAUCGUACCAAUGCAUCCACCAACAUGCCAUGUUUGAACCCAGCUGCCCCUACGGAAUGAACGAACACUACCUGCACCUGACGAUUGUGGCGAUGUUGGCGUGCGCCGUGCACCAGAUCCUCAUCACGGCGGCCAAGGCGGUGGUGCUUGGCCUCCUGGCGCUCACCUACAUCGCCGUCACCACCACCGAACACUUCCUCUACAGAGACCCCGACGACUUGGACAGCAACACUAUCACGGACUGGAACCGCCAAUGGAUUGAUUGGUACCAAGAUAUCGUUAUCGUUAUCGGCGCCGCCAUCGCACUGCUUCUACACUCGCACCAGACGGAGAGCACUUACCGGCUCGACUUUAUCUGGAAAUUACAGGCAAACGAAGAAAAAGAGGACAUGGAACACCUUGAAGCGUACAACCGUAAACUCUUAGCUAACAUCUUGCCUGAACACGUAGCCCAACAUUUCCUGAAUAGCGAGAAAAAUAUUGACGAGCUGUACCACGAACAAUGCGAGUCUGUGUGCGUGAUGUUUGCAUCGAUUCCGAACUUCUCCGAGUUUUACGUGGAGUUGGAAGGGAACAACGAAGGCGUGGAGUGUCUCCGUCUGCUGAACGAGAUCAUCGCGGACUUCGACGAGAUACUGGCCGAAGAACCCUUCCGAUACAUUGAGAAGAUCAAGAGCACUGGCGCCACGUACAUGGCGGCUUCUGGUCUGACUGCUGCGACCCGUGACCUCCGCGGCUUCCGCCACGUGACCGCGAUGGCCGACUACGCCCUGCGCCUGCGCGAGCAACUCCAAUACGUCAACGAGCACUCCUUCAACAGCUUCCGUAUCAGGAUAGGCAUCAACAUCGGUCCGGUGGUGGCUGGAGUGAUUGGCGCCAGGAAGCCCCAGUACGACAUUUGGGGCAACGCCGUUAACGUCGCCUCGAGAAUGGACUCCACCGGAAUUCUUGACAACAUUCAGGUGACUGAAGAGGUAUACGAGAUCCUCUCGACCAGAGGCUACCGACUCAAGUGCCGCGGCAACGUUGAGGUCAAGGGGAAAGGGAACAUGGUAACAUAUUUGCUGGAAGGAGUAGGAGAGGGCUCAAUACCUUCAGGUCCCGAUAUUUACAAUGAUCCGACCCCGUCGACGUCGGGUGAGGGCGGCGGCGGCGCCACGACGCUGACCCGCGUGGAACACCACCCGCUGGAGACACUGUCCGAGGGACACACGGACGAAGACGCCGGCGCCUCCCCGCGCCCCUCCAUACCACGAGAAUCGCAGGACGGCUCGGUGAGCCCGAAGCGCAGCAACGCGUCGGUCAACAGCAUCCGCGGGGAGAGCGCGGCGGAACGCGUGCGAGCUCGUGUGUUACGCCGUCUCGAGCGACCGCUGUCAUUGGCCGACCCCGCGCCGCCAUUCGCGCUCAUCUCCGCCAUGACGCGGACCCGCUCGGCCGAUGUCUACCACCACGCCCCGCGCCCCCCGCGCCCGCGCCCGCCGCCGCGCGAGCGCCCCGUCUACCGCAGCAUCCCCUCCCUGCCCCGCGCCUUCCCCUCGCUCGCCCAGCCCGGCGGCUCCGUGCCCACCGUGCACGUCAUUGAGAACCCCAUGCACAGCGUGCAAGACCCGCUCUCCACUGUGUAGACAGAUGGGGGUAAACAAGG
Messenger RNA from Plutella xylostella (diamondback moth), 4774 nucleotides. The record is from RefSeq and is a predicted model, not a curated record. NCBI's taxonomy places the organism in Eukaryota, Metazoa, Arthropoda, Insecta, Lepidoptera, Plutellidae.